AUGUCAUUAAAUUUCUUACCUGGUCGUCCUAACUGUAAACAGCAGUCCGUAUGUCAGGCACUAUGGCAAGGUCAUACACUAUUUGCCUACUGUUCAGGUAAUAACCUUAUUAUAUUUUCAAAUCAGUUUACAAGAUUACAAACCAUAUAUUUGGAUAAAGAUUGUAACGCUGUGGAUAUUAACUCGGAAAAUGGAUUUAUUGCCUUGAGUUAUGCCUCACAAGUCGAAAUCUAUAAGCCAAUUCAUCAGAUAAUGAAAAAUCCAAAGUGGGCAUUUUGUUGUUCAGUUUUCCAUGACAACUCUGAAGUUAAUUGUCUCAAAUGGGGGUCUAAUAAUGAGCUUGUCAUUGGCUCUGACUUCUUAUCAUUCUGGAAAAUCAAUGAUAACUUUGGGGAGUAUGAACCCGUUCUUUUAUGGAAUAAGAAACAGUCUAAAUCAGUCUACAAUGUUGCAAUUUCACAAGAUUCUCAACUGAUCACCAGUUACAGUAAAUUCGACAGGACAGUAAAGCUUUGGAGAAGAAUCUCAUUAAGUGGGGAUCAAGAUAUCUUUAAUUUGAUUUUGUUGCCCCAUCCUGAUCAUGUUACCAUGGUACGAUGGAGGAAAACUGCAAGCAAGCAAUCUGUACAGCUACUAUACACAUUAUGUUCUGAUAAGACUCUCAGGAUCUGGUCCUACUUGAACAUUGAAACUGAUAAGCCAACGCUUCAACAGUGGGGAACAUUGAAGCUGGAUGUAACCCAGAAAUACUGUGCGAUUCUAGAUAAUUGGAUCUUGGAGAAAGUACUAUUUAAUGAUAAGACCCAGUUCAGAGAACUUCUCCCGACAAAACCAGAAUUGGUACUUUUAGGAACAAAUGAGGGUAAAAUUGAAAUAAUAGCUUUAGAAAACUUAUCAAUCAACCCGCUCCAACCAAUUAGUUACAGGAAGCUUUUGUCAGUGGCACUCCCACAUCCAACCUUUGUUCACCGCCCAACUUAUAUACAUUUUGCAGAAAUUCAACCCUAUGAUGAUCACGGAGCAAAGGUGUCCUUAAUUGUACACGACCUGGAAGGUGUUAUCAGGCAUUCUGUCAUGGAUUUAAGCUUGCUCCUGAAGGAACCCUUGCAAAAUAUGCGUACUUCUGAGUUUGCUAUUUUGCAACAUAAAUUUACAGGUCAUAAUAAAUCUAUUCAAAAGCUUAUCAGGAGUAGCGAUGGUGAGGCAGUUCUGACACUUUCUAGAUUUUCUGAAAAUUGUGUCUGGAUUCCUCAAGAUUUACCGAAAGGAGGAACAUCCUUGGUUCUUAAAAACAUUAUAAGGACGGAGGCACCUAUUAAGUUAGCUGUAGUUCAUGAAAAAGGCGGUCUUGUCAUCUGUUUAUUGGAAAAUCACAAAAUUCAGGCCUGGGAAUGCCCAGACGAUCAUCGAACAAAUAAAAAGAAGUCUUUCUUGAAAAGCGAAUAUCAAUUAGAAGCCUUUGAAGUGGAACCUUUAUUGAUAUUGAAUACCCCUGAGACAAGGCAUAGCCAUGAACGACACUUCAUAGCAAUUAUCUUUUCAAAUGGUUUUAUCAAAGGUUUUGAAGUUUCCUCAAGUAAGGGCAUAUGUGAAGUUGGGUCUGAUUCUUUUAACAUAGCCGAUAUUUUUAACAUUUCAACCAUAGACCCUGUUCAUACGUCUUAUAUUAGUAACCGGGCCUUGGUCUCUGUUGUGACGAAGAAGGGAGUUGUAACAACUUAUAAAGCCAUGGUUGACUUGGAGAGAAGAUAUAUUACGUGGAUCAAAUCAUCGGAGCUCGUUACAGGAAUGACUUCACCAACAUUUGUACGAGGGUCCUCAACAAAUAAGCUCUGUACUGUGGAUUCUUCUGGUAAGAAGAUGUGUUUUUGGGAUUUAAAUAGAGGUGUUCUUGAAUACCAGGAAACAUUUGAUAAUGCUAUAGAGGAUAUAGAUUGGACAAGCACCGAAUUAGGUCAAAGUAUAGUCUCUAUUGGCUUUACUGGGUAUGCUUUACUAUAUACCCAGGUACGAUAUGACUAUACAAAUUCCAUUCCUAGUUACUUGCCCGUAGAAAAAAUAGACAUUACCUCUAACACUUCUCAUAAUAUUGGUGAUUCAAUAUGGUUAAAGAAUGGUAUAUUUGUGGUUGCUUCUGGGAAUCAGUUAUAUAUCAAGGAUAAAUCAUUAGACAUGAGCGACCCAUUCACAAGUGCAUCAGUCGGAUCGAGAAAAAUACUUUCAAACGAUGUUCUGCAUCUAAACAGCGUUCUGAAUGGGCCACUUCCUGUGUACCAUCCUCAAUUUGUGAUUCAAGCAAUAUACUUGAAAAAGUUAAAAUUGACAAAGGAAAUCUUUCUGCGUCUGUUUUUGGAACUGAGAAAGUUGGAUUUGCAAUCCAAAGAUGUAACAAAGUGGCUUCCAUCCAACUUAAAUUUAGAGUCGAAGAAGUUUUUUAUUGAGAGGGAUAGGGAUUAUCCAGUUGAAAUUUUUCCAGAUCCAUAUCCUGAAUUCAAUAGGACAGUUGCCACUGCAUUAUCUAAAGCUUUGACCACUAUUGCGCUUCCAUAUUUGACUCGUCACCAACAAAUAACUCUAAUCACCGUUAUUGAGUUUCUUGAAGGAAUACUUAAGGAUGAACAAAGUGUAGAUUACAACGGUAUUAGAUUUUUACUUGGUGUCAAGCUAUUUCAGUCUCAUAGAAAAGUCCAACAGCAUUUAUUAAUGAGAGACGUCUCGUGGGCCUUACAUUCAGAUAAUAAGGAAGUACUAUUGUCUAAUCUGAAUAAUCAUAUAACAUCUUGGAAGAGGGCCCAGCAAUAUAAAAUUGCAUUUUGGGCUACUGAAGAAGAUCUUCGGAGAAAGUUUGAAGAGAUUGCAAGGUUUGAAUUUACCAAAAAUGAGACCAAAGAUCCAUCGAGGUGUUCUAUUUUUUAUCUGGCUUUAAAGAAAAAGCAAGUGCUGUUGAAUCUCUGGAAGAUGAGUAUAGGCCAUCCAGAGCAGCAGAAGCUUGUGAAAUUUUUAUCAAAUGAUUUCAACGAAACAAGAUGGAAAACAGCUGCGUUGAAGAAUGCAUUUGCUCUAAUGAGUAAACAUCGUUAUUUAGAUGCAGCAACUUUCUUCCUUUUGGCAGAUUCGUUGAAAGAUUCUGUUAAUGUUCUAUAUAAGCAAGUGGGUGAUUUGGAUUUAGCCAUAGGUACCUGUAGGAUAUUUGAGGGUGAUAAUGGGCCCGUGUUGGGCGAACUUCUCAGAACAGGACUGCUACCUAACGCAAUUUUGCAAAAUGACAGGUGGACCUGCAGUUUUAUAUACUGGAAACUGAAGAAGAAGGAAGUAGCAAUAAAAGCAUUAGUGACUCCACCGAUAGAUUUAGAAAAUAAUAAGCAAUUAGUUUCAAAAGAAGAACUAGUUAAUAAGUCCUUUUUGGUAGAAGAUCCGGGCCUCUUAUAUCUCUAUGCCACACUUAGAAAGAGAAAUGUUAAAUACUUUAUUGGCUCCAUAGAACUUGGCAAUAAAUCAGAAUAUGGUUUGAUAUUAAGAGUUGCUGAAAUUUUACGCAGAAUGGGUUGUAAUUAUCUAGCUGUGUCGCUAGUAAAGAACUGGAAGUUCAUAGAAGCGGAAAGUGCUGUUCGGAGGAUAAAGCAGGAGGCGAAUAUACCUGGGGUAAAUAAUCUAAAUGUUGAACUCACAAGUAGUGCCAGAAUACGUCCUAGUUUGUUUGAUAUGUUUGACAACAGAAAAAUUAUGUCAAAGCUAGAUAAUGUUACAUCGAACUCCUCACCUGUGACACCAAAUAUUUUGGAGAAUUUCUUACCAUCUUCAUCAAUCUCAAAUGUUUCCAUCGACAAUUCUAGAAGCGGGCAGCCAAAAAGCCUACUUGCUGAUUUUAUGGGACAAGAUGUUGACAGAAAUUCAAAGAAACCUACAAGCCUAUUAGACGAUUUUAUGACUCCGAAGAACGAGCAGAAGAAACAAGAAUCACCAAGAAAUCGUUUGGACAAUUUCACGAAGCCAAAGACCAACAUUAAAAAGAAGUCCGUGGCAACUAAUGCAGCACCAAGAAAUUUGCUAGACGAUUUUAUGUAA
This is a messenger RNA of Kazachstania africana CBS 2517, 4065 nucleotides long. It is a transcript of the gene RAV1, whose product is annotated as Rav1p. The record is from RefSeq and is a predicted model, not a curated record. Bases 1 to 4065 code for a protein of 1354 amino acids. The transcript has a single exon. Gene Ontology annotation, biological process: vacuolar acidification. Gene Ontology annotation, cellular component: RAVE complex. Gene Ontology annotation, molecular function: protein binding. Lineage: Eukaryota; Fungi; Ascomycota; Saccharomycetes; Saccharomycetales; Saccharomycetaceae.